CCUCCUCUUGUUCAGCACCCAAAGUCGAAGGAUAGCUUUGGCUUUCAAUUGAAGAAAGUGCUAGAUUUUGUCAGUGUUGUAUAAUAUAACACAAUUCUCCGUGUCCGUAUCUGCUUAGGAACGGUCGGAAUUAGUCUUCAUUUUUAUGUGAGACAGAAACGGGCGUCAAACAUGCGUAAAAAUCAACGCUGUCCAAGCAGGGAACCACCGAGAGAGGAAUUAUCGCCGCUCAUCUGAGGCCAAAUCUCGAUUAUUAUUUUUGUGUCAAAUAAGGAAACAUAACACAGCUAAGCUAGCUAACGUUAGCUCCGUAGAUAGCUAGGUUACCGACACACAUCUUCACACAAAAAGCAGAAUCCAGCAGAUAAUCAAGAUUGGAUCAACAUUCGCGACAGCAGGAAAACCUAUAGGCAGCAAUGGGUGCAUUCCUGGACAAGCCGAAGACGGAGAAGCAUAGUGCCCACGGUGAGGGCAACGGGCUGCGCUAUGGCCUGAGCUCCAUGCAGGGCUGGCGGGUGGAGAUGGAGGACGCCCACACAGCUGUGGUGGGCCUCCCCCACGGACUCACCGACUGGUCCUUCUUUGCCGUCUACGAUGGCCACGCGGGCUCCCGGGUGGCCAACUACUGCUCCGGCCACUUGCUGGAACACAUCCUCUCAGGCGGGGCCGACUUCAGUUCAGGAUCCGGCUCCGUAGAGGGCGUGAAGGACGGCAUCCGCUCGGGCUUUCUGAACAUUGACGAGUACAUGCGCAGCUUCUCUGACCUGCGGCAGGGCCUGGACCGCAGCGGGUCGACGGCCGUGUGCGUGCUGCUCAGCCCGAGCCACCUCUACUUCAUUAACUGCGGCGACUCGCGGGCCGUGCUGAGUCGAGACACCAAGGUGGGCUUCUCCACCCAGGACCACAAGCCCUGCAACCCCCGCGAAAAGGAGCGCAUCCAGAACGCUGGCGGCUCGGUCAUGAUCCAGAGGGUAAACGGCUCCCUGGCUGUGUCCCGGGCCCUGGGGGACUACGACUACAAAUGUGUGGAUGGUAAGGGCCCCACGGAGCAGCUGGUGAGCCCCGAGCCCGAGGUGUGCGUGUUGGAGCGGGCGGCCGAAGGAGACGAGUUCGUGAUGCUGGCGUGCGAUGGGAUCUGGGACGUCAUGUCCAACGAGGAGCUGUGCGAGUUCGUCCGCUCUCGGCUCCUGGUGUGUGAUGACCUGGAGAAGGUCUGUAACUCGGUGGUGGACACCUGUCUGCAUAAGGGGAGCAGGGACAACAUGAGUGUGGUGUUGGUGUGUUUACCCGGAGCGCCCAAGAUCUCGGAGGAGGCUGUGAAGAAAGAAGAGGAAUUGGAUAAGUACCUGGAGACCCGUGUUGAGGAGCUUCUGGGGAACUGCGGGGAGGCAGGAGUCCCUGACCUGGUGUCUGUCCUGAGGAGCAUUGCCACAGAGAACAUCCCCAACCUUCCACCUGGCGGAGGCCUGGCCAGCAAACGGAGUGUGAUCGAGGCGGUGUACAACAAGCUGAACCCUCACAGAGAAGAGGAAGGGGCCUGUGCGGGGGGAGAGGAGGAGAGUGAGGAGGGAGGUGGCAGCACGGCGGCUCAUCUGCUGGAGGCUCUGCGGCAGUUCCGCCUGCACCACCGGGGGCAGUACCACUCGGUGCUGGAGGAGUCCCUGGCCGCCUACACACUGCGAGGGGAGAGCACUGUGGAGGGAGCGGGGGAGGGCAGGAGGACCUCAGGCGACGACCACAACAACGGAGGCCAGCAGCAGACCGCCUCCCCUCCCUCUCCCCCCUCGCCCCCGCCCUCACCUGCCACUGCAGAGCCGGAGGCUAGCCGAGAUGCGCCCGCCCCCGAGUCCGGUCCCUCCUCUGACUGAGCACCCCGUCCCCCGUCCCCCGUCCCCCGUCCCCGUCCGCAUACCUUACCCGACCCUAGAGCUCUAGUCAGAUGUGCUGUGACCUCUCCUCCUCUUUCCUUCAUCGCAGAACUUGAAUAGACACAUCAGCCUCUUCCGGCUCCACCGUGGUCUGCGUCUUACAGCUACCAUGUUCAUUCGUGAAUAUUUUAGGAAUGCAAAGGAAACAAAGAAAAUGGCCGUUCUGUCUAUUCAAGUUCUGUCUCCGAGCCACAUAUAUACCUUUCAACAAGGACGCUUUCUUUCCCCUGUCCUCGGCUUGGAUUCCCAAACUUGCCGGCCACUUUUACCACCUGACCACACAGACUGAUGUUUACAAUAGAAAAUAUUCAUUAGCAAAUUAUUAUUACAUGUAAAAGUGGCUGGUGAAGCAAAAAUAAACCUUGCACUCCAUGGCCUACAUUUACCAGUAUUGGCUCCUGGCUGAUUUCCCACUUGAACCCACCUCCCUCCCUCACUCCCUCCCUCCCUCUCCCCCUGCCUCCCUCAGCCUCACCCCCUCCCACACCUGCUUACAGUGGACGAACUGACAAAGAAAAGGAGACCCUAUGAACUGCAGCUGUGUUCAACUCGCUGCACGGUCUCCAGGCCUCCUCCAUCUACAAACUCAGAACACACUCUUUUGCGUAUAUGUGUGUCUGUGUGUGUCUUUGUCUGCGUCUGCAUGCGUUUGAGUGAUGGAGAAUGAGACAAAUCAUUUGUGUAGGGGGGUCGGUGGGGGUAUACUUUGAGCGUCAUUACAUUUAAAUCAUUCCCUCACCACCACAUGCCUAUUUCUGCAUCACCACAUUUUAGUAAGCUGCCUCACAGUCGACACAACAUGUGUUCCUGGUUGUUGUUAUUCAGGAAGAUGGUGGCGCCACACGAAAAGUCAUAUUGUUUCCAAAAUCCAAAGGGUUUAUCAUUUAUACAGUUUGUUUGAUUGUGUGACGUGGCUCAACUUCUGUGUCGGCUGUAUCAGUGCUGGCUGUUAACUGCUGUUGUUGGCAAAUCACAGCUACGGUUAGCAUAGCAUUACAGUUAGCACAGCUCCGCUCCAUAAAGAUCCUUCCAUAGAAACACUCAGGGAAGUGGCUCUGCUCUUUAGCGCAGGCUGGAAGCUUAAACAGACGUAUAUGUUUUUGCCAAAACAACCAAUUAGUCUUUAUUCUCGCAUGACGACGCCAGCUGUUUUGAGCUAAAUAGAAAUGUCAUUUAUAACACGCUAUCAUUUGCAUUCAUCUCAAAGCACAAUAUUCUGAUAUAGUACAUUGUAGGCAGAGGCAAGUCAAACUGUGUAGAGCUGAACCUGAGAACUUUACUAUAGAUAUGAGUACUUGACUUUCUUUAGGCAACAAUAUGGCUAUUUCUUUUUUGGCCACACCCUCCGGCUAACCCUUUGUUUUUCUUUCAAAACAUGCAGCUGACAUUACAUCCCCGAAGUCAAACUGCUGACAGCAUUGAAUUCUACUGUAGGCGUUCAACGUCCAACGUCUGGUCGUCUACACCAGCACAACAGUGUGUUCUGUGUGUCUGUCCACAGUAAUAAAAGAAGUGUUAGUGAACCAGGUUUCCAUAAAGUUCCUGCUGCUCAUGCCGACAGCCGCUGCUGUUAACCGCGGCAGGAUGUGUUUCAGCUUGAUUAGAAUCCCACACACACCGUACAUUUCAUUCCUCAUUGGUUAUGACACCGACAAACAGAAACUCUUGCCUCAUUGGGGAAAGUUUGAUUUAUAUCUAGACUGAACCAGCAGUGUUCAUUCUUCCUCUUUGAAAGGAAGGGAAUAAAGCCCAGGACCCAAUGACCCUGGUAAUGCAUGCACUGCACUUAUCUUUUCAAUAUCUACGGCACUUAACUAUCAGAAGGGAGGUUAUGCUAAACACUGCGAGUGUGUGUGUACGUAUGUUUGUGUGAGUGUAUGUAUGAGUUGUAUUUGUAUGCGGUUACGUGGGCCAAAUCAGUCCCAUACAGUUAAAAAUGACAAAUGAACAAAAUAAAGAUGAUUUGAGGUAUAAUGCAAUGAUUUGUGUCAAGUGUAUGAGUAUCUCUCACUGCAGUCCGACUGUGUUUCUUGUUUAUUGGUCCCGUCAAAUGUGUAGAUCAGGGUUGUGAUGAGGGAUGCAAAGAUGCAUUAAAGUCCCAGACAGACUCCCAGAUAAAGUGGUGGACGUUGAUACAGGACCGUUCCCUGCAGUCUCUGCUAUAUUUAAUGUGUUGUAUCUGUUUUCUGUGUAGGCUGUGACGUUUGCAGCUCAAGCACAAAACAAGUCCUUGCCUUCUCUACCCUCCUCUGUCAGCUUUUAGCUCUAUAGCCGCGUCUUGUCAUUUCACCUCAGCUGCUUAAAGACAUUUUAAUCUUUCGUCUCCUUUUU
Messenger RNA from Anarrhichthys ocellatus (wolf-eel), 4259 nucleotides. RefSeq names its product protein phosphatase, Mg2+/Mn2+ dependent, 1Bb (gene ppm1bb). Gene Ontology annotation, biological process: protein dephosphorylation. The coding region runs from base 417 to 1868 and encodes 483 amino acids. The transcript is spliced from 6 exons. The record is from RefSeq and is a predicted model, not a curated record. Gene Ontology annotation, molecular function: protein serine/threonine phosphatase activity; magnesium ion binding; manganese ion binding. Lineage: Eukaryota; Metazoa; Chordata; Actinopteri; Perciformes; Anarhichadidae.